GGGUCUCGCGGUACCGCACAGUCCGCGUUGUGCCGUCGCGGAUCGAGUCGGGUGAACGUGCAACGGAAACCCCGACUGCUGCGUGGUACCGACGGAAUAUAUUCGAAAAAUCGGGACGGUUGGAAUUUUUUUUUUUUAAAUUCGCACUACGAUUACCCGAAUCAUUUAUCGAACGCAUAAUCGAAUCCGAUUUUCAAUCCGAUUCUCUAUAUUUUUUUUUCUUUUUUUUUCUCACGCACACGUCGCACGCGCUAUAAUCGAGGGGUGGUUUCGCACAGGAUCGUGGUUUGAAACGACGCAACUGAAUAUAAUUAUUUACGCAUAAGACGUAACGAUAGACAAGAAAAUGUACGCAGAUAUCGCAGUGAAUUCUUGAGAAGCGUCUUCGGCCCCAGUUUUCAGUGAAGUAAAAUGAGAUUGUUCGUUCUAUUCGCUCACCCCGGAUUCUCUGGCCAAUUAAAAUUUUCAUCCAGUGUUUUAAUUGCGACGUCCUUGCGAUAAUCAGCGAUAGUCGGUGAUCAAAAGGUGAGAAUAAAUCAACCAGGCGAAGUGCAGAGGUACCGGUGCACACAUACACCCCAUGACCUAGUCUCGUAUGUUAUACCCCCAUACGAGUACGUGUAGAUCUAGAUGGGGAUCCCUCGGAUUGGUUAUCGGAAGAAGUAAAUAUCAUCGGGGGCGGUGCUCGCGUCGGCUGGAAUGCCUGCGUGAAACACAAGCCCCAUUUUCAUGUGAAAUUGACGAAGUAUAAAAACGGUAAAAUUGUCGAACUUGAUCGUUCAAGAAGUGAUAAUCCCUAUAAACGCGCUUCGCUAUAAUAAAGGUGAAAGAGGAACGUUCGGAAAACUGCGCGCGUGUGUUUAUGUAUCCGCACAGAAGACGGAGUGUGUGAAGUAAGGGAUAAAGAAAAAAAAAAAUAGAAUUUUUUUUUUCAAUAAAAUAAACGACAAUAUGGUGGCUCAAGAGAUGGCUCAGGGUUACACCCGACUUCUUCACGGCGCCCAGGAACCCCAGGAGUUCACCUCGCUCGAGGAAUUGAAACCGAGAUUGCUGCAGGAGCAUCACAAUCGCAACCAAACGGUUUCGACCACCACCAAUUCGCAGCUUUAUCAUCAUCCCGGGGAACAACAACCCCAACAAGAACAGACUUAUUACACACUCAGCGAGAUGCCGGAGGGCUUGUCGUGUUCGACGGUGUAUUUCGGGGAGAUCGACACGGGCGUCGACGAGCUGACGGUGUCCGCCAGCGGAGGUGCCGGCGGACCCUUGGGAGGCGGCGUUCCGACCCCCAGAGGACCCGGGGGGGCCGAAGCGGCACCGCACAUGGAAACGCUGCAGCAGGGGAGCGGAGGGGUGGACGGUGUCGGGGUGGUGACCCACCACUUUCAAAACGUCACCCACCACCAGCACCAUCAUCACCAUCACCAACACCAUCAGAGUCAGAGUCCGAAUAAUUAUUCGGCCCACACACCCCUCCACACCCAACCCUCGGAGUCACCGUCCUCGGUCGAUGGAUUCGUCACGUCGUCGAGGAAACGAAAAGUUUCUUGCAACGACCUGAGCGAAAUCCAGAGCGAUGUUGGGGACGAUGCAAAAUCCGUUCGCACCAACGACGACAGCAAAAAGCAAAAUCACAGUGAAAUUGAAAAACGCCGACGCGAUAAGAUGAACACCUACAUAACGGAACUUUCGGCGAUGGUCCCCAUGUGCCAUGCAAUGUCAAGGAAGUUAGACAAGCUUACUGUUUUAAGGAUGGCCGUUCAACAUCUCAAGACCAUCCUAGGCGCCACCACGCCGUACACGGAAGGGCAUUACAAGCCGGCCUUUCUGAGCGAUCAGGAACUCAAAAUGCUCAUCCUGCAGGCAGCCGAAGGUUUCGUGUUUGUGGUAGGCUGCGAUCGUGGCCGUAUCCUUUACGUUUCAGAAUCCGUAUCGAAAACGCUGAAUUAUUCUCAGGGUGAUUUGCUGGGUCAAAGUUGGUUCGAUAUACUGCACCCGAAAGACGUUGCCAAGGUCAAGGAACAGCUGUCGUCGUCCGAUCUCAACCCCAGAGAAAGAUUGAUCGACGUCAAGACCAUGCUUCCGGUUAGAACGGACGUACCGCAGGACGUUUCGAGACUAUGUCCCGGUGCUAGAAGAUCAUUUUUUUGUCGAAUGAAACGUAAACUCGACAACGUGCGAUGCGGAGAUCCCCAGGUUAAAGAGGAGGCCGAUACAACAACCGGAUGUCAUCGUAGAAAGAAACAGCAAAACAUUGAGCGCAAAUAUUGCGUGAUCCAGUGUAUGGGUUACCUAAAGUCGUGGGCACCGACUAAAAUUGGCCUUGAAGAACAAGAAGGCGAGGGCGAUGGGGAGACGUGUAAUCUUUCGUGUCUUGUAGCUGUGGGGAGAAUUCAACCGUCGAUUUCCGCUUUGUCAGCACCACGAAGACCCCAGCUUCGCACCAUUCAAUUCGUAUCGCGUCACGCAAUGGACGGAAAAUUUUUAUCGGUUGAUCAGAGAGCCACCCUGGUACUCGGAUUCCUCCCUCAAGAAUUACUGGGCACGAGUAUGUACGAGUAUUACCAUCACGACGAUAUCCCUCACCUGGCCGAGUCCCACAAAGCGGCUCUUCAAGUUUCCGAACAAAUCACCACGCAGGUGUACAGGUUUCGGAGUAAAGAAGCGAACUUCGUUAGGAUGCAAUCCGAAUUAAAGUCCUUCAGGAACCCCUGGACAAAGGACGUCGAAUCUUUGAUAGCCAAGAACUCUGUGAUAUUUUCCGACGCGAGACAAGUCGAGAGCAGCGCGACGAGAUCUGAAGGAUCGAGCGUUCAAGGAAACUUUGAUUACUUCACCCAAAGCAACGGCGGUCUAGAGAGACUGAUCACAAGCCACGUAGAAGUGAGCAAAAUCGGUCGACAAAUAGCUGAGGAAGUACUGGACUCGCAGCGCAGAGGGGAAGACUCAUCCCUAGGGAGCAGUCCGGAUCCCGGAUCAGAACCUACCUCCAGAAACACAGAGUCGCAGAUAUCGACGACGGUCUCCUCUGACAAAGUUUUGAAAAUCACAGCGCCCGGUGUGAGCAAUGAAAACAGCAGCUCCGAUACAACGAGAAAUCCCAUGAGAAACAACGUGCAAUUGAACAGCACCCCUAACGAUCAAGGUGUAGCACCGGAUGAAGGGAUGAUCGAAAUGAUGGGGGGUGCCAUCAUCAACGAAUCUCCCAACCCGAUGCCAACUGACGGAAAUGACGAGGCAGCUAUGGCUGUUAUAAUGAGUCUUCUUGAGGCUGAUGCGGGCUUAGGGGGUCCUGUAGACUUUUCGGGACUGCCUUGGCCACUUCCGUAAUUAUGAAACUGUUACGUCGAAGGAUAAUUGUAACGCAAGAAAUGACACAAGUGAAACGGUGAUCUCCAUACGAGUGUUUUUAGAGGAUAAUCGGGAACGUGUAAAUAUAUAGAUAUUAUAUAGCUACAUCGUUGAAAAUGUGGUGUAUAUGUAAAAUUAUGCUGUUCGUGUGAUUAAUGCAUAAUUGAAUUAAUUGUAGGUUUGAAAAUUUCAGCGGGUCUGAAUUUUGAAGCGGUAAAAAGUUAGAAAAUUAUUCAUUGUUCGAAUGUGUGUUGUGAUCGUUUAAUAUUGUGUCUGCGUCCAAUAAUCGAUUGACUAACUUUUCAUCGAAGGUACGACCUGAAGACCUGAAGAUGACUAAUUCGGAUAAUUUAAAAUGCUGUUGAUAUGUAAGGACAUCGAUGUGUGUACAAUAACAACGGAGGACCAAGGCUGUGUACAAUGAAUUUAAAUCACCGCGUCUGGAUCGAGUUUAACGUUAUUACCGUAAGAUAAAAGAACGAAUGAAUAAUGCAGAACUGUUUGUAUGUAUGUAUGGCUUCGAAAUAAUUACGACGUAAGAUAUCGUCGUGGUUUAAAAGACUGGUAAACAUUGCAGUGACUAACGAAAAUUGGUGUGCAACGGAAAUGGUUUGAUACUAUGCGUGAAUAACUUAUUGUUAGACUUUUGCGCGGAGAUUUCGAUCCGGAGGUGAAGUAUAGAACUGUAAAAAAAAAUGGGCGCUUGCAAAUGUCAACUAUGGUGAUCGCUACGGUACCUCUAACUCUAGUCUAAAAUAUCUUUUUAUAUAUUUUAUUAUUUUGUGUUUCUCAACAGCAUAUAAUUGCAUAUUGCUGAAUAAUAAUAAAUUACAUCCCAAAAA
Athalia rosae (coleseed sawfly) is the source of this 4193-nucleotide messenger RNA. RefSeq names its product protein cycle (gene cyc). Gene Ontology annotation, cellular component: cytoplasm; nucleus; transcription regulator complex. Gene Ontology annotation, molecular function: protein dimerization activity; DNA-binding transcription factor activity, RNA polymerase II-specific; RNA polymerase II cis-regulatory region sequence-specific DNA binding. Gene Ontology annotation, biological process: regulation of transcription by RNA polymerase II. The transcript is spliced from 15 exons. Bases 952 to 3330 code for a protein of 792 amino acids. The record is from RefSeq and is a predicted model, not a curated record. Lineage: Eukaryota; Metazoa; Arthropoda; Insecta; Hymenoptera; Athaliidae.